AUGCUAAAACCAGAGACAAUAUAAUAACCAUACUUUAAUUAAGAAUGUCCAUACAAUUCUGUAUAACUUCAUACUAUUACAUUUAACAAUGUUUGGGAUUACUUAAUUCAUCUUUAAAAAUGUCAUCUAAUUAAUUAGAGAUCUGAUUUUAGAAAAUCUUCUGAAUAUUUUAUGUGUCAUCGUUGUCUCAAAGUUUUUGAAGAAUUUUAAUAAUUUUUGGAUCAUAGAAGCACAUAACAUGUCAUAAACUUUGAACUUAUUUUUGAUAAAAAACCAUAAAAAGUCAUUAAUCUUUCAAAGAGAGGUAAAUGGGAGAUUAUCAAAUUAAUUGAAAAUUAUAAAGAUCAUUACCUUAGUAAAAAUGAUGUGUAACAUAUUUAAAUCUUUCCUUAAGAUUAAACUGAUCCUCGUUUAAAUACUCCAAGAGAUACAAUUGCUAAAAUUAAGAAUCUUUAAAUAGAGAGAAAAGAAAGAUUGUAAUUAUAUUUAUUACAAUCUAAAGUUUUAGAAUCUGCCUAUCACAAAUUAUUUAAUCACUACAAAGAUCUAUCUAUGAUUAAUAAAGAGUAUCCAUAUAAAUUAACAAUGGAUUCCUUUCAUUAAUUAAUGAUUAAACACAAUGUUAAAUUGAGUUCAUAAUUAUUUAAUUAAACAAAAGUAUGUGAAUUUAUGGAAACUGCACUCACUAAUCCUGAAGAUCAUCUUAUAUAUAUGAAUAGAAGAGCUAUAAAUAAAUUCUUUUAUUUAUGGAUUUUAAUUCAUGAAGAUAUGAAUCCUUUUUAAUAAGUUUAAUUCUAAGAACCAUGGGUUAUAUUAGCAAUUCCAACUUAAUCUGGAUAAUUUUAUCAUAUACCAACAUAAAAAACUUGUGAUAAUUUAGAAUUAUUAUAAUUACAAAAAUUAUUAAAUGAAUAAAUGGAUAUAGCCAAAUCAAUAGAAUAAGAGAGAGCUAAAUUUGAUUAAAAAAAGAUUGAAGAAAGUAAAGUAUUUGAAUAAAAAAUCAUGAAACUUGAAAAUUUAGAAACACAAUUAAGAAUUUAAUUAACUACUUAAAAUAAAUAUUAAAAUGAUUUUGAAUCAGUUAAAUAAUAAUUGUAAGAUUAAUCUAUAAGUGAUCUAUAAGAGCGUAGUAAGAAACUCGACUUUUAUUAUUAAUUAUAAAGAUCGAAAAUAUAAAAUGAUAUGACUAAUCAAUCAGAACUUUUUAAAUUAGCUGAGUCUUUUGCAAAAGAAAAACAAAAAUUAUUAUAAAGAGUUGAGAUUUAUACUGAAAAAAGAAACAAGAUACAUUAUGAAACUCAAAAUUUAAAGGCUUAAAUUACAAUUUUGGGAGAAAAACUGUUAUAAGAUGAAUAAGAAAAAAUGAAAAAUAAAACUAGAAGAAGAUAGAAAAUUAUUUAACAUUUGUGUAUAAAAUGUUAGAAAAAUAAUAGGGAAAUAAUUCAUUUUCCAUGUUAACAUUUUCUUUUUUGCACUUAAUGUAUUAUUUAAGGAAUGGUUGAAAAAAGAUAAUAAUGUCCUUUAGUUGCAAUUGGCUAAUGUAGAGAUUCCAGAUAUUUAGAGAAGAAAUUUAAGACUGUAAAAUUCACAAAGAAUGAUUGA
Messenger RNA from Paramecium sonneborni, 1602 nucleotides. The record is from the annotation of a GenBank genome assembly. Lineage: Eukaryota; Ciliophora; Oligohymenophorea; Peniculida; Parameciidae.